AUGGGUCACCAAAUCACUGCCGUCGAUAAUCAUAAACCAUUCUUAGAAACACUAACUGCACAAGCCAAACAAGAAGGUAUUUUGGAUCGUAUUCAUGUACAAUUGGGAGAUAUGUUCAGCCUCGAAAAAAUACUUCCUACAAACACUUUUGAUGUGAUUUGGUCGGAAGGAUCGAUUUACAUUAUUGGCUUUAAACGUGGUCUCACUGAAUGGAAACACUUCUUAAAAUCCAGCUAUCUGGUGUGUUCCGAAGUAUCUUGGCUCUCGUCCAGUCCACCAUCAGAAGCUCAAGAAUUUUGGUCUAGAAAUUAUCCCGGGAUGCUCUCACGAGAAGCAAAUAUUGAUCUUAUCAAACAAUGUGGAUAUGAAUUAGUCAACAGUUUUGUGGUACCCGAAAGUGCUUGGGAGGAAUAUCAUAGACCGAUGGAAAAGAAAAUUGAGGAGUUGAGAGGGAAAUAUGAAGGUUUUUUUUCUGACCUGUAG
Didymodactylos carnosus is the source of this 483-nucleotide messenger RNA. NCBI's taxonomy places the organism in Eukaryota, Metazoa, Rotifera, Eurotatoria, Philodinida, Philodinidae. The record is from the annotation of a GenBank genome assembly.